AUGAAUGGGCUGAACGUUGAUAAGUCAAUCAAUUUCCUAAGCGUGUCUACGACACCUUUGUUAAUAAGCACAUCAAUAUGGGGUAUACUAAGAGGACUCGAAACUUUCGCUCAACUAUUAUAUCUUUCUAAUGAUCGUGAUGAAAUAUUUAUAAAUACCACAGACAUAUAUGAUUACCCUCUCUAUAAGCAUCGUGGACUCUUGCUGGAUACAUCUAGACAUUAUAUAUCUUUAUCAAAUAUUCUGAAAACUAUAGAUGCAAUGGCAAUAAAUAAAAUGAAUGUAUUUCAUUGGCAUAUAGUAGAUGAUCAAAGUUUUCCAUAUCAAAGUAAAAUAUUUCCGGAAUUAAGUGAACACGGUGCUUUCAAUAAACUCUUAGUUUAUACGAAGGAUGAAAUUAAAAUGGUUGUCAAGUACGCUAAGGAUCGUGGUAUCCGAGUAAUUCCUGAAAUUGAUGUCCCUGGGCACACAACUUCUUGGGGAAAUGCACAUCCCAGUAUUCUGACCGACUGUUACUAUGGAGGUAAAAUAAUUGGAAAAGGACCAAUGGAUCCAACAAAUAAUGGUACUUAUAUAUUACUUAAACAUCUUUUGGAAGAGGUCCAGACUUGGUUUCCUGAUAAAUAUAUUCACCUUGGUGGUGACGAAGUACAAUUAGAUUGCUGGGAAUCAAAUCCAAAAUUACGAUUGUUCAUGAAAAAACACAAAUUAACAACAUCAGGUCUUCACGCACUUUUCUUAAAUAAUACUUUACCUCUUCUUACGUACAACACUAAAAGUAUCGUUUGGCAGAUUUUACUUACUGGGUACAAAGUUAUAUUUUCAUCAGAAUGGUAUUUAAGCGAUCUUAAUUCUGAAUGGCAUGAUUUUUAUGCUUUUGAUCCUCGACAAACUUUGAGAAUUUUACCCUUAUCUGAGGAAUGUUUACGGGGCGUCGUUGGGGGUGAAGCUUGUAUGUGGGGUGAAAUGGUGGAUGAUAAUAAUAUUUUAAGCAGGGUAUGGCCACGAGCGAGUGCUGUCGCUGAAAAAUUGUGGAGUAGCCCUCUUGGCGACGGUCAUACAAAAUAUUCCAUUCCUGUGGAAGUAUACCAUCGUAUAGAAGAACAUGCAUGUCGUAUGAUACGCCGUGGCAUAAAUGCGCAACCACCAAAUGGCCCUGGUUUCUGUAUCGUA
Brenthis ino (lesser marbled fritillary) is the source of this 1173-nucleotide messenger RNA. The record is from the annotation of a GenBank genome assembly. NCBI's taxonomy places the organism in Eukaryota, Metazoa, Arthropoda, Insecta, Lepidoptera, Nymphalidae.